AUGGACGAUGGCAAGAGAAAGAUUGACUAUAUACUCGUUUACAAGAAACCCCUUAUCUACGCAGACGGAGAGAUUAAGAAAGAACAUAGGAGGUUGAUUUUUGAGAAAAAUUUGGUCAAGGAAGGCUUGCAGCUUGAGAAAACCGAUGCUAGGGAAAAUUCCCAGGGAUUAAUUUAUCUCAAAAUUCACGCGCCCUUCGAAAUUCUUUGCAAGUACGCUCAACUCAUGAACAUCAAGAUGCCUGUCAAGGAAGAUAACUUUCUAAUUCAAGUUAGCAAAUUCUGGAAAUAUUUCCAUAACCCAUUCGCUUUAUCCAAAAAAUACAAACCCAAAGAAAUACGCUAUUUUACGUGCGUUUUUAAUCAAGACUACAUAGACAGAUUUUUGAUAGAAGAUAAGAACACCUUUUUUGACAAUGCCAAAAGGAGUAAAAUCGUUCACGAAAUAUUAUCGCGUUGCAAAUACGACAUGCAAGCCAGGAAUUUCGGCUUAGACAAAUUAAUAUCCAGUGGUACGUAUAUAAGUUCCUUUCCUUUGCACGAUGGCCCAUUUUUGGAAUAUCAUUCAGAUGCUAUAGAGGAUCGCUCUACUAAUAAUCAUCACCUUCCUAAAAAUGAUAGACAGAUAUUGUACAAAAUUUGGGCGAAGCCAAAAAUGUUUUACAAAGAACAGCCGAUCGGAUUGAUAAGGAAAUAUUUCGGCGAGAAAAUAGCCAUAUAUUUUGCCUGGCUCGGAUUUUACACUAUGAUGCUCAUACCAGCUGCACUUGUGGGCAUCUUGUGGUUAUUUUACGGACUUCUAACCAUCGAUAAUUACAUUCCCACUAAAGAACUCUGCGACAAGAAUGGAACCGGUAAUAUAACGAUGUGUCCAUUAUGUGAUGAAUUUUGUACUUUUUGGAAACUUUCUGAUUCCUGUCUUUAUUCCAAACUUGCGUAUUUGUUCGAUAAUCCUGCCACUAUCGCGUUUGCAAUCUUCAUGUCUUUUUGGUCUACACUUUUCCUUGAGCUAUGGAAACGCAAGCAAAACGAACUGGCUUGGGACUGGGAUACCAAAGAUUUUGAGGAAGAGGAAAUAGUUCGGCCGGAAUACGAAACUCAAGUUAAAACGCUCAGGAAAAAUCCUAUCACAAACACCCUGGAACCAUAUCUCCCACUUUACAGCAAAGCCCUAAGGCUUAUGGGGACCGGUAUCACCGUCUUAACCUUUUUAGUAAUGGUGAUGGGAGUAGUUUUCGCUAUAAUUAUAUACAAGCUAUCCAUCAUUUCGGUACUUCAUUCGCAAGGCGACAAAAUUAUUAGUCACAACGCCAAAUUAACCACAAGUAUAUCGGCUGCCAUUCUCAACCUCAUAGCCAUUAUUUUGCUCAAUAAAGUUUACUCAAAAAUAGCAAUUAUUCUGACUGACUUAGAACGUCCUAGAACGAGGACGGAUUACGAAGACAGUUAUACCCUUAAAAUGUUUCUCUUCCAAUUCGUUAACUAUUAUUCGUCUCUCGUAUACAUCGCUUUCUUCAAAGGAAGAUAUUCUGGAAAUCCCGUUGAAGGAGGCAAGAUUUUUGGGUUUAAGUUAGAAACGUGCGAACAGGCAGGUUGUAUGGCCGAACUUUUCAUCCAAUUCGUAAUCAUUAUGAUUGGGAAGCAAGCGUUGAGAAAUUGCCAGGAAUUACUUUUUCCCGUGAUUAUGAAUUGGUGGCGUAGACGUUCAUUCCUCCGGAGCCAAUCAUCUCCCCUCAAAUCCCAUAACGCGGACAAUCAUUUCGUAAACGAUGAUGGAACUAGUCCAGAUAACCGGAACGAAAAACAAGAAGAUAACCAUAACAACGUUAACGCGACCGAUAAAAAAAAUAGGAAAUGCGAUAAAGAUAUACCUCAAUAUCAAGACGAUUAUAAUUUAGCAGACACUGCUCCUCUGAGAUUAUUCGAUGAAUAUUUGGAGAUGGGUAUACAAUUUGGGUUUACGACAAUGUUCGUGGCUGCUUUUCCCUUAGCUCCCCUUUUCUCGCUUCUGAAUAAGAUUAUAGAAAUACGACUCGACGCUUUCAAAUUUGUUACGCAAUUCAGGAGGGUCAUAUCUUGUAGGGCUCAGGAUAUAGGUGUUUGGUACGAUAUAAUUAAGAUUAUUACAAAAUUGUCCGUAAUUACCAAUGCCAUGAUUAUAGCUUUCACGUCCAACUUUAUCCCCAAAAUAGUUUACCAAUACCAUUUCUCGAAAUACGACACGACAUCUCAAAACAAUUACUUAUACAACCAAUCUAAUUACAAUCAAUAUACUCUCGUAGGUUAUAUAAACCAAAGUCUAUCCCUCUUUAAUCUGUCCUACCUGAAGCCACCUUUUAGAAGUAUCGACGGAAUCUACAGCGGGAGUUACAGCGACGCGAACACGAAAAAUAUUUCCGUCUGUAGGUACAGAGACUAUAGAAUUGCCGUUCCCCCUUUCAACUUGAGCUACAAGUAUUGGGUCAUAUUAGUUUCAAGAUUGGCUUUUGUUAUCAUUUUUGCGUGUUUCGUGUUCGUUAUAACCGAGCUAAUAGCCCACCUAAUCCCCGACAUGCCAUACAUUCUCAAAGUUCAUCUGGCAAGGCAAAGACUCCUACUCAGAGGAGCUUUGUACGAGUUCGACCUCGAUUCUCCGCUGACCAACCCGGAGCCUGGGGUAUCCAACUCUCGAGCCUCCGAUAAUGUCCACGAAAAUGAGCGCGAGAUAAAUGCCGGAGGUUUGGACGUGAAAAAUAUUGAAAAUAUCGAUCCAAAAAACCUGGAGGACGCACGAGACAAAAAGAUGUUAAUUAAACCGGCUGACCGUGAUCUGCAAGCACAUUUUAGCGAUUACCAAAGUGGUCUUAUGAAGAAGAAUAACAUCUCCACCGAUAUUGAUAGAAAGAAUCUGGCCAUUCGAAAAAAGGUCAUCGAAGAACUCGACCAGACUCUCUCAAAAGAUUUACUCGAAAAUAAAAUAUUAAAGGAUCUCGACGAAUUUAAAAUUGUAAAGACCGCCAAAUUUGACGUGAAUAUGGACGAUACGCUUGGUUGGUCUAGCUUAUAAGCGGCGGUACCCUAAUGGUCGACAUCUCCGACGAG
Messenger RNA from Gordionus sp. m RMFG-2023, 3080 nucleotides. Its product is annotated as anoctamin-4-like. Gene Ontology annotation, biological process: chloride transmembrane transport. Gene Ontology annotation, cellular component: plasma membrane. The transcript is spliced from 22 exons. NCBI's taxonomy places the organism in Eukaryota, Metazoa, Nematomorpha, Gordioida, Chordodea, Parachordodidae. Gene Ontology annotation, molecular function: protein dimerization activity; chloride channel activity. Bases 1 to 3045 code for a protein of 1014 amino acids. The record is from RefSeq and is a predicted model, not a curated record.